Molecule: messenger RNA, 1098 nt
Organism: Spathaspora passalidarum NRRL Y-27907
Lineage: Eukaryota; Fungi; Ascomycota; Pichiomycetes; Serinales; Debaryomycetaceae
Gene: SWD3
Product: Swd3p
Exons: 1
Coding region: 1-1098 (365 amino acids)
Molecular function (GO): protein binding
Source: RefSeq, a predicted model, not a curated record
AUGGGAAUACCACUGGUGGAACACACGACCCAACCGUCAAUUCCUGAUUUGUACCUUUUGAAAUACUCACUCAAUCAAUCAUCAUCAUCACCAAUUUCAUCUAUUAAUUCAAUCCGUAUUUCUCCCGAUGGUAAAACAUUCGCGACGUGUUCUUCGGAUACUAUCAUCAGAAUAUAUGAUCUUACGACUGGUACGUUGAUAGCUGAACUUCUAGGACAUACCAAGGGUGUUUCUGAUAUUGUUUAUUCUCCGAUAAACUCAAACAUUAUCGCAUCGUGUUCUGAUGAUUUGACUAUUCGACUUUGGUCAAUCAAGACCAAGAAAUGUAUAAAGAUUCUCAGAAAACAUACAUAUCAUAUAACUACUAUAAAGUUUGUUUCCAAGGGGAAUAUUCUUAUCAGUGGAUCGGCCGAUGAAACAAUCACCAUAUGGGAUAUAACCCUGGGCAGAAUUCUCACUACAUUGGCUGCCCACUCAGAUCCAGUCAGUUCCUUAUGUUUAACUCCAGAUAAUUCUAUAAUUGUAAGUGCAUCAUAUGAUGGAUUGAUGAGAUUGUUUGACUUGGAAACCAGUCAAUGUUUGAAAACUUUGACGUAUAAUGCAUCCCAUGGGACAGCUACGGCAUCCACUACUGAUGUUUUAAAUUUCCCCAUUUCCAAUGUGGAAAUCUCCCCUAAUGGAUUAUACAUCUUAAGUUCAAGUUUGGAUGGGUUGGUUAGAUUAUGGGAUUACAUGAGUAAUAAAGUUAUCAAAACCUACCAGGGUAUAAAUGGACAACCAGUAAGUGAGCACUUUAAUUGUGGGGCGAAAUUUAUCAUCAAAACAGAAACACCGAAAAUAGUAUCUGGAUCAGAAAAGUCGGGAAUAUUGCUCUGGGAUGUUCAGACUAAAGAGAUUGUAUACCAAUUUAACAACGGUAAUGAUGCUGUAUUAGAAGUAGAUACAUUGGAUGAGGGAAGAAUAUUAGUAAGUUGCAGUAGAGAUGGAAUCAUUAAUGUGUUUGAGUUAAAUAAAAAGUACAUAAAGCAAGACAAGAUCGCUACUGAAGAACUAAACACUCGUGAUGGAACUCCUUUUGAAAAGAAUCCACUGCCAUAG